This is a messenger RNA of Acanthaster planci (crown-of-thorns starfish), 2010 nucleotides long. RefSeq lists its product as uncharacterized. Lineage: Eukaryota; Metazoa; Echinodermata; Asteroidea; Valvatida; Acanthasteridae. The record is from RefSeq and is a predicted model, not a curated record.
UGGUAGUCGUUGUCGUCGUCGUCGUUAUCGCCGUUGUUGCUGUUAACCGUAAAAAGUUACCCUGUGGUUCUUUUUAUAAUCCUGUUGAGCAUGCAUCUUCAACGAUACUGUAAAUCCAUUUUAACGCAAGAUUAGCGAGAAAGGUGAGCUGACAAUGAACGCCACCAAGAGGCAUAAUAUCGCCAAGCCUACUCCCAGAGGAAUGCCAACGCCAACACCCAAUUCGAUGGCUGCCGUGUUUGUCUAUUUCACCGUUGUCGUUUCUGAGGCGGUCGGUUGGUCAUUCUGCAUCGUAGUUUUGGGGCCAUUUGAACCACAGAAGCCAACAAAUCCUUCAUUGGAGUUUGAAAUGUUUUUGCGGAAAACGCUGAAGUGGACAAAGAACAGUCGUGCCAAACGGGAUUGCUCGUGUGUGCGGGUGUUAUCAUUCUUGCGCAUGCAAUAGAAUUGGAUGGGCAAAUACAGCGAUUUCUACCAACUUGUCUCUAUAGGUCCUUUGCCGCUUUCAGGAUGGGGGUUAUUUACCGUUUUUCGCUUCUGGUGUUCGGCGCGUGUUUGGCUGUGGUUGCUGGACGAAACGGUGUUGGACCACCAAGACCAGUAGCAUCGCUUAACGACCAACAUCAGUACAUCUGCUCUCUAUUACCAAACUGCACAACAUGGUGUAGUGAUUGCACAGACCGUAUGGCAAUGAAUCUCUUUGACUUUCUGAACAACUGUGAUGAAUGGAAAAAUGCUCCUGCCACGGGUUACCAGCAUGUGUUCCGAUGUCGACCUAGCUCGUCCUACGUGGCUUGUAUCUGUACUACUGAAGACCCAAAUUGUAGAAGAUGCGAGUACUCUGUUCAGAAUAACCUGGUUUGCUUCUCCCAAGAGAAUGGUGACAUCCACGUCUGGCCAUUCAGCGAAGAUGUUGCUGUUACAUCAGUUCUCCUGGAGGACAUGUGUCCCACCUGCUCCUGCUCAACAAAGUGGCCCACAACUCCAAAACUACCUACCACUACAAUCGAGCCUCUGUCAACGUUUCACUCUGUUGAACCCAGCAUGAUUACAGUGGCAGGUAGAACUGUGAUCCUCAAUAAGACGGCAUCAACCGCUGAAGAUGCAACACCUCCUUACAUUGUUAUUUCGCCGACUAUCACUGCAGCUGGAGUCAUUGUAAUAAUCUUUCUCCUAAAUGUGGUUAGAAAGUGGCGAAGAAAGCAACGAAUCCUUCGAGUUCAACGUCCCACAAACUCACGGGCUGAGACAACAAAUCGUGUGGCUGAAUCUGUCUCCCAUCAGGUGAAUUUGUUCGGAGUGGACAUUGAUGGGAGUAACACCUUGCCAUUAGGUACCCUGCUGAUAACUUCGUUUCUCAUGCCUGUUGAAGGCACAGAUCCAGACAUCAGUAACCACGAUUACGAGUGCCCUGAUGCAGUUCUUGCGAGGCAUCACCGGGUUGUACAUGACUAUUUAGAGCUUCAUGGCAAUACUUCGAGCCAGACCAAUAAUAGCGUGCAUUAUUAUGCUUCUGAUAGCAACCUCCCCGCUGGUCCUCCAAUGGUACACACUGCUCCACCUAAUGAUGACUCAACGAUUUUUGGUUAUGACGACGUUUUUGCAUCCGAUGGAGGCCAAGAAUCUCUUGGUCUAGUCAAACCUGACAGAGAUACCCCAGAACCUACCGGGGAUUCCCAUGACUAUGCAGAGGUUACAUCUGAUUUUCCUCUCAAUCCAAAAUCAACACCAGCCGGGAGCCAAAAAUCUUUAGGUCCAGUCAAACCUGUCCUAGAUCCCCCAAUAUUUACCGAGUUUGUCUAUGACUACGCAGGGGUUCAAUCCGAUCCCCAUCCCAGUCCUGAAGCAGGAUUAGAAGCGGGUGAGAAAUCUCCGGGUAGACCUGACCGAGGUCCCACAAUCUCUAACGAGGAUGUCCAUGACUAUGCAGAGGUUCCCUCCAACCCUAAUCCCGAUCCAGAAUCACCAUCAGAGGGGGGGUGUAAAAGCUCUACGGCAGGUCAAACUUGA